Messenger RNA from Halteromyces radiatus, 1258 nucleotides. RefSeq names its product cyclin-like protein. The record is from RefSeq and is a predicted model, not a curated record. NCBI's taxonomy places the organism in Eukaryota, Fungi, Mucoromycota, Mucoromycetes, Mucorales, Cunninghamellaceae. Gene Ontology annotation, biological process: regulation of transcription by RNA polymerase II; positive regulation of DNA-templated transcription, elongation. Gene Ontology annotation, cellular component: cyclin/CDK positive transcription elongation factor complex; nucleus. The transcript is spliced from 7 exons. Bases 91 to 1167 code for a protein of 358 amino acids. Gene Ontology annotation, molecular function: cyclin-dependent protein serine/threonine kinase activator activity.
UUUUUUUUUUGUUCCCUUCCAUAGUUUUUCAGAUAUUGAUUAUUAUCAUUACUUUUUAGUAUUUUAUUCUUCUCUUAAUAUUUACUUUCAAUGUCUGGAUCAUCACCUAAUAUCAAUUCCACCAACACUCCUUUUGUCUUUGGUACUUAUUACAAACGACGUUAUCGACCUUACUUUACCAAACGGCAACUGGCGACGAUUGAUCAAUUGAAUGGUCAAUCAAUGAAAAAUACGCAAACACUUGCUUCCCAUGGAUCCAGUUGCAAAUUUAUACAACAAGUUGGGAAGAGACUAGGAUUUCCACAAACUACCAUUAGCACAUCACAAGCAUUGUAUCAUCGAUUUUAUCUAUAUCAUUCAAUACGUAAUUUUCAACCUUUGGACCUUUGUAUUACUUGUCUCUUUGUUGGAUCCAAAAUAGAAGAAACUAUCAAAAGAUUAAAGGAUAUAUACAUCGUAGCCCAUAGUGUUCGACAUCCAAAAAGUCAAGAAUUAGAACCAGAUGAGAUUCCUGAAGAUCGUAUAAGAAGAAUCAAUGAAUAUGAAAAAUUAUUAUUAGAAACCUUAUGUUUCAAUUUUCAAAUCAAACAUCCAUAUGAAUACAUAGUCAAAUUUGCAAGGCAUAUACAAGAAUUACAAGGUCUAGAUGGAAAACAAUUAGCGAAAAAAGCAUAUUCAUUGGCAGUGGAUAGUUAUAGAAUGACAUUAUGUUUGGAAUAUCCAGCUCAUACAAUCGCAGCGGGUUGUAUAUAUUUAGCAAGUAAAUUAUGGCAACAAGAAGAUAGCAAGUUUGGAGGUUUAGACAAAAACGAAUCAUGGGAAAAACGAUUCUUAUCAAGAUUGGAAGAUGUCAAAGAUGUAGGUCGGAAGAUCUUGGAUUAUUAUAUCUCUAAACCAAAUGAAUUUGGACCAUCAAUACAAUAUAUGCAAAUCAAGAUCCAAUUGAAUGAAGAAACCAACAAUAAUAUAUCUUCUGACAAAAUGAUGAUGACCAACAACCAAUCAGCUAUAAAUGUCAAUAAUCGACACAUGGAUGAUCCUUUGAUGAAUGAACAAACAAGAAUGGAUGAUAAAUGGGAACCCAACCAGUUACCUUCUUACGAUGUAGAUCUUUUACUCAAUACCAACACACACACUGUAUCAUAUUUUUUAAAUCCCCUCCAAUAAAAUGUCACUAUAAACUUUAUUUUUACUCUCCUAAAUCCUUCCUAAACGUUUUAACUCUUCCUUCUUUUUUUUCGCACGGUUCUUAGUCGGG